Molecule: messenger RNA, 1308 nt
Organism: Aspergillus tanneri
Lineage: Eukaryota; Fungi; Ascomycota; Eurotiomycetes; Eurotiales; Aspergillaceae
Exons: 2
Coding region: 1-1308 (435 amino acids)
Biological process (GO): GPI anchor biosynthetic process
Cellular component (GO): Golgi membrane
Molecular function (GO): glycosyltransferase activity
Source: RefSeq, a predicted model, not a curated record
AUGUGGUUGUCCACGGGGCUCCUCUCAAACCUGGGAGCAAACCUUGUCACAUCACACUCGCACACACGACGUGUGCUACUGACGUUUGUCCUGGUUUAUGCCUUUCUUAUUUUGUUUGCUCGAUGGCAUUCCUUCCGUGACCCCACCUCAGUAUUCUUCGAUUCAUCUAGUGCCUACCUGCCUGACUACUCAACAGUGAGGUUAGCGCAGGCGAAUACUUUCAUCGACUACGCAAAUAAUGGUGCAGAAAACAUACAGUGGAAAGGAUCAGAUCACCCUCAACUGUGCCUAGGGGUUGCGACUAUUGCACGAAAAGGUGCCCGGUAUUUUAAGAGCGCCGUUGGAUCUAUUCUGGAAGGCUUGAGUGAGGCCGAUCGUGCGGAGAUGCACCUAAUUCUUUUUAUCGCACACACUAAUGCAUCAGAGCACCCGGCAUUCUCUGAAUCAUGGCUUCAAAACGUGGCCGACAAGGUCUUACUCUACGACGAAAACGAUGUCGAUAUUGACCAUAUCCGGGCUCUGGAGAGCGACGACGCUAAACAAUACGCACGAGAGAAAGCCUUGUUUGAUUACGCCUAUCUGUUAAAGACAUGCGAGGCUGUCAAUGCAUCCUAUGUUGCUAUAUUGGAGGAUGAUAUUCUGGCUCUCGACGGGUGGUAUCAUCGUACCCAGUACGCGGUCGAAGAGGCCGACCGGAUGACAAACGAGAAGGGAGCAUCUAAGUGGUUGUAUCUUCGACUCUUCUACACGGAACAGUUCCUCGGCUGGAAUUCCGAGGAAUGGCCUACUUAUCUCUUAUAUUCCAUUCUCACCGUCAGCUGCGUCGCCUGCGCACUGCUAGCUGCCCGGCGCUACCAGCCUAAACUUCGCCCUGUUCUCCCAGAUGACACGCUCAUUCUUCUGUGCUUCGUGUGCACGCCGCUGCUGAUCGGACUUUACUUCGCCUCCGGACGAGUGACGAUGCGUCCCAUUCCACCGGGUGUGCACGAAAUGUCCAAGUUUGGGUGCUGUUCGCAGGGCUUCGUGUUCCCGCAAUCACGAGUCGCCGACCUAAUCGAGCUAUAUGAGGGAAAACGGGCAGGCUAUGUAGACAUGCUCACCGAGGAAUUUGCCAACGAGAAUAAUGAAAUCCGAUAUGCGAUAACACCGAGCGUGCUGCAGCAUAUCGGCCGGAAGAGCUCCAAGGAGGCGGAUUGGAAACAACCCAAGCCGAAGCAGGGGAUCACUGAUCUCUGGAAUUUUGCUUUUGAAACAAAUGAUGCGGACUUGUUGUAUCAGGAGCGCCUUGGAUUUCGAGAGCCUGAAUAG